AUGCUGGGCGGGCUGUUGUUUUGGCUGGGCUUGUUGCCCCUCGGUGCGUUGGCGGUGCUGGAUACCAACCUGGGAAACCAGACAAUUGAACGGACAAUAUCUCUCCGAACACAUUCGAUAUACGCCCCAUACAUCGACCAAGACUUGCAAAAUCGAUGGUGGGACUUCGGUGCAGACGCAUACGUCAACACGAACAAGCAUGUCCGCCUCACCCGUAAUCGGCCGUCACAAAUGGGAUGGCUAUGGUCCCGCAUCCCGUUGACAGCGCAGAACUGGAUCAUCGAGGUUGAGUUCAAGAUCCACGGCGACACGGCGCAUUUGUACGGAGAUGGUCUCGCAAUGUGGUUGACGACUACGAGGACACAGCCUGGACCUGUGUUUGGUAGCGUAGAUAACUUUGAGGGCCUUGGGAUAUUCCUCGAUACUUAUGCUAACACUCGCCAUUCAUACUCCUUCCCGCGUAUCGUCGGGAUGCUCGGCGACGGCAAGACGCCAUACGACCAAGCGGGGGAUGGUCAGAAAGAUAGCCUUGGUGGUUGCUCGGCCAACCUUCGCCGCACAAACGUGGCUACAAAGCUGCGGGUGUCGUAUGUGAAGGACAAGCUGCUCAGCGUCAAGGCACAGUACAGAGCAUGGGACGAUUGGGUUGAAUGCUUCACCAUCCGCGACAUUAGUCUGCCAAGUGCGCCCUACCUCGGCUUCUCCGCCAUGACGGGCGACGUCUCAGACAACCAUGACAUCAUCAGUGUGACCACGUACUCCGCCAUCCUCUCCAGCCCAGAGAAGCAGCGCAACAAGCUCCUAGGCACAGAAUCUGUUGUUGCGUCAACCUUCCUCUGGACGCUCCUGAAAAUUGUUGGCGUGCUCGCGGUUCUUGCGGGAUUGUUCUACGCGUACAAGACAUAUGUGCUCAAGCAGUCGGUCGGACGGGGCUUCAGCGACGCGUUCAUGGGGCGUGGUGGAGGAGGCAUGAGUGCGUUUUAUACUGAUGCAAAACGCUUCUGA
Molecule: messenger RNA, 1005 nt
Organism: Rhodofomes roseus
Lineage: Eukaryota; Fungi; Basidiomycota; Agaricomycetes; Polyporales; Fomitopsidaceae
Product: concanavalin A-like lectin/glucanase
Exons: 11
Coding region: 1-1005 (334 amino acids)
Biological process (GO): endoplasmic reticulum organization; endoplasmic reticulum to Golgi vesicle-mediated transport; Golgi organization
Cellular component (GO): COPII-coated ER to Golgi transport vesicle; endoplasmic reticulum-Golgi intermediate compartment; endoplasmic reticulum membrane
Molecular function (GO): D-mannose binding
Source: RefSeq, a predicted model, not a curated record